This is a messenger RNA of Pistacia vera, 1343 nucleotides long. RefSeq lists its product as uncharacterized. The transcript has 4 exons. The record is from RefSeq and is a predicted model, not a curated record. NCBI's taxonomy places the organism in Eukaryota, Viridiplantae, Streptophyta, Magnoliopsida, Sapindales, Anacardiaceae. Bases 555 to 1343 code for a protein of 262 amino acids.
CGACAACAACCCACCCUCGUACCCCGUUGCAACUAGAUCCAACCUCCCCAACCGCUAAGACAUUAUGGGUAAAGUGGAAAAUUACCUUGUUACCCCUAAGUUAUUAGUAAUUAUUUUUGACGGUGUAAGACGUGAGGGUAGUAAGUGUUGAAAGUCCCAUAUCUGCCACAUUUGAAUGAUGUGAAAAUCUAGGGUUGGUUUGUGAAAUUAGCCAUUACAGAAGUCAAUAAAGGGUUUUACAAAACCUCCAUCGCGCGAUUUCUUCCCCGGGAAUCGCACUCUGAAAUCCGCAUUCUUCAUCUGCCGGAAAUAGCCGCCGGAAGCUUCUCGCCGUCGUCGCUUUACCACCGGUGGGCGCGAGGUUAUGCCUUUCUCCGCCGGAGAGGUUUGACUUCUCCCAACACAUUAGGGGCAGUUACAGAGUUAUAAGAAAACGAAAUUACGUCCUCUUCUCUUAUAGCAUUUGGGGAUUCGAUUCUUGAUACGGGCAACAAGAACAUUUCACUGCAAACAAGAAGGAUUUAUUGUGGAAAACCAGUUUUCUUUGUGUUAUCAUGGAUGUUGUAACUUCAGCAGUUGAGAAAGUAAAGGGGUUUGCAAUUUCAAGCCAAAAUUUCGUUAACGGCCUUCUACAUCGCCCGCAAAAUUCAUACAGCCACAAUCCGAUUGAAAUCUUGAAGCGGUUGCAAAGAGAAGCAUUCUCAGAUUUGAUGAAACUCAGAGACAGACAAGACAAAGUUGAGCGAGUGCUUUCCUUCUAUAAAACAUCCAAGGGAAGUCCAUUCCAAGAAGCUAGUACUCAUGUAAGGGGAGAAGUUGAUUUCCUGGGAGGUAUAUUGAUGAUGAGAGAUAUUGAUUCGCAAAAUUUGGAUGCACUUGAUAGAGCAGGAGUUAGGACUGGGAUAACUUCAAGGUUUAUUUUUGAAACAAGUCUUGGGCAGAAUGAUAGUCUUGUAGCAGAGUUGAUAGCCAGUGAAACAGGCAAAGGAAACCUUGGUGAUAUUUCAGGAAUCCCACUUUCUCUCACAAAACUAUUGUAUACAGCAAAUGUUAGUGAUUGGUGUUCGGCAACUGCAAUACCAGUGGGAUCUCAAUGCAGAGAUUUUGAUAUCACUAGGAACUCUUUCCAACAGUUAGAAAAUCAAAUGUUUGUUGCAUCGUUGGCUCAAUCUGUUUCUGGCCUGAGAAUGCCCUGGGUUCUGAUGGAUUUGGACACUGCUUCAACACUUUUGGGCAAGUUGUUUGUCUGCUUCCAAGGAAUAAGACUCUCUCUUAUGGGUCUUCACCAAGUGCCUAAAGUACUGGAUCACCGUCUCAGUCUCGGAGCCCUUACAUUCCAGUAG